AUGGGUGAAAACAUUGUCCUUGACAUUCGCCAAUCCGAUACAGAGGCCAGCAUACGGGAUGGAAUCAUCCAAGGGAUGUCCAAAAACCCGAAAGAGCUUCCAAGUCUCAUAUUGUACAGUGCGGAAGGUCUCCGGCAUUGGGCGUGUCAUUCCAGCGCUCCCAACUACUACUUACGACAAGAGGAAAUGCGGAUUCUCAAGUCCAAAGGCGAUGAGAUUGCAAACCGUAUCCCCGAGGGGAGUGUGAUUGUUGAUUUUGGAAGCGCAGCCUUAGAGAAAGUCAUCCUUCUUCUGGAAGCCCUCGAGCGACAGGCAAAAGAUGUCACCUAUUAUGCGUUGGAUGUCAGCUACUCGGAGCUCGUUUCAACGUUGAAAACUAUACCGAUGGAGAGAUACAAGCAUGUCCGCUUCGCCGGACUCUAUGGCACCUUUGAUGACGGGCUACGUUGGUUGAAUGAGGACCCCCAUGUUCGCGACUUGCCUCACUGCGUCAUGUUCUUGGGCUCGAGUAUUGGUAACUUCUCAAAGCCGGAGGCAGCUGGCUUUCUGAGCAGCAUUGCAACCAAUGCUUUGAGAUCACCAGGCAGCUCUCUCCUCAUUGGUAUCGAUGGAUGCAAGGAGCCUCUUAAGGUAUUGCGGGCAUAUACAGCAGAUGGAGUCGGGGGGUUCACCAUGGCUGGAUUAGAACAUGCGAAUUCGAUUCUGGAACAGCGACACGUCAAUGGCGAGGUCAAGUCCGCUCCUUCAACAUUCAACAUCGACGAGUGGUAUUAUUUGACCGAGUGGAAUCACCACCUUGGCAGACAAGAGGCUUCCUACAUCCCCAAAUCGAAAGACAUUAGAUUGGGAGCUCCAUUAGAGGAUAUAGUGGUCAGCAAGGGCGAGAAGAUACGUUUCGCCGUGAGUCAGAAAUACGACGCUCAAGAAAGGAAGCAGUUGGUGGAUGAGGCUGGCCUUGAAGAAGUUGCGUCCUGGUCAAACCAAGACUGUGACUUAGGUGAGUUCCCAGCACUUUUCUGUUAA
Molecule: messenger RNA, 1023 nt
Organism: Aspergillus sclerotioniger CBS 115572
Lineage: Eukaryota; Fungi; Ascomycota; Eurotiomycetes; Eurotiales; Aspergillaceae
Exons: 2
Coding region: 1-1023 (340 amino acids)
Molecular function (GO): methyltransferase activity
Source: RefSeq, a predicted model, not a curated record